GGGACGUGAGCCAGUGUGUCGUGAAGAAUUUUUUUUGUUCGCUAAAUCUCUCGCGAAUAGGUAACGUCCGUGAUUUUCGUCUUUGUAUCGUUGUUCCGAUUUGUGUACGUGUCGCGCGUCAACGCCCUUUCCGUUCAGCGCGCGACAGCGUGUCGAAAUUUAACGGGACUGCUGGCAAAAGUGGUUCCAGAGUUUGCUACUAUCUUCAUCGUAUCACGGACACGUGGUAUCACUAAAAUCACGUAUAUACAGUACGGUGUGAGUUGGAUGGAUUUUAUUCGUCGCUUCAAUUUAUCAACGUGUCUCGAUUACGUUUCGACCGCGCAGGGCCACUGUACGAAAUUUUUGUGCGUUCAACCUAUACGUGUGUGUAUAAGUGACGAAGCGAAUUCCAAAAGGCCAACGAUUUUUCUUCUACGUCAUAUGGAACCAGCUUGUACCACGCCGUCGACGAUUAAUCCGCGAGUUCGAUCGCUGUGAAUCGAAAGUGUGUGGAAUAGUCGUUCCAUUUCGAUCUUUGGAUGCCGUCGAUCGAUCCGGGUCGCCGACUACCUUUACAUAUUUUCCGCCGUAUCGUUUUCGAACAGUUCGUAUUUUUCGUGGUGGUAACUCGAUACCAAAAGUCACGCGGCCCCGACGAAAUUUCUCGGCCCGCGGACAAAGUCGAUGCUCGCGUGACCGGUGUGUUCUCCAUCUCCGUCAUCCGGCGAAACUUAGGUUCAAUUUCGCCGAUACAAGACAAGCGCGAGAACAAUUUCUCGAACACACUACCCGUACUCUAGCCCAGCCGCCUGUAGUUUACGCACGCGGUGCUUCUUGAUUACACGGAAACUCGCUUUCGGAUUAAUCUGUUUCGUUCGGACUCGGUUCGGAACGUUCGCCAACGUGCUUUCGACAGGCUCUUCUAACCUUGUCUAUGAAUGCGCGUGUGUGUGUCUUUACGUGAAAUCGUGUUAUACGCGAACUUCGUGCAUCUAUCGUGGCUGUCGAAGGCGCGGAAAGUAAGGUUAACCGUCGAAGGAACGAGCAUCUACAAAACAGGAGAGGGAAAUUCAGUGCGCUUUUUCGGUAUGUUGAUGCCAACGAGCAUCGUUGUUGCGUCGCUAACGAACGAGGACAAUUCUAUUGGCUGACUACCAAUAAGUCAACGACGAACGUCGCCAUAUCUGCGAAUUCACAGGAUCAUUGUUCGUCGGUGCCGGAUCCAAGGUUAUCGUAAACAACUUGCCAGCUCAGAUCAGAAUAGAAGAUAUAGAGGCACUGUUCUCGAACUGCGGUCAAGUGCAGUCUGUGGAGAAAUUGUCCUCGCGCGAUCCUAAUUUACAAACCGUCCUCAUCAGCUAUGAGACGCAAGAACAAGCACAGCAGGCUGUGAACCAGUUAAAUGGUCACGAGUACGAGGGUAGCCCGCUAAAAGUGGAAAUGUCUACGGUGGAGAACCGACGUAGAGGCCGCAGCCAGCGCAGCGGCGUAGCUUAUUCCGGGGUUUCGGGCUCCGGACGGCAGGCAGACUUCCCGCUCCGUAUUCUUGUACAAUCAGAAAUGGUGGGAGCCAUAAUCGGUCGCCAGGGCUCUACCAUACGUCAGAUCACUCAGAUGACGCGCGCGCGAGUCGAUGUUCACCGUAAGGACAGCCUCGGUGCUGCUGAAAAAGCUAUUACCAUCUACGGUAACCCAGAGAAUUGUACGAAUGCUUGCAAGAAAAUUAUGGAGGUGACGCAGCAAGAGGCUUACGGUUUGAGUAAAGGCGAGAUCUCAUUGAGGAUUCUUGCGCACAACAAUUUGAUUGGACGAAUUAUCGGAAAGGGUGGUACCACCAUUAAGAAAAUCAUGCAGGAUACAGAUACGAAGAUCACCGUAAGCAGUAUCAAUGACAUCAACAACUUCAAUCUCGAGCGCAUUAUCACGGUGAAAGGCAGCAUCGAUAACAUGAGCAAAGCUGAAUCUAUGAUUUCCAGCAAAUUACGCCAAAGCUACGAAAAUGACUUGCAAGCAAUGGCUCCUCAAAGCUUGAUGUUUCCUGGUUUACAUCCAAUGGCUAUGAUGUCCACUGCUGGUAUGGGAUACAGCUCACGUGGUCCGGGCUUGUAUGGCACCGGACCAGCCCCAUAUCCUUAUCAAACCAGUUUGCCUACGCAGCAAGGUAUUCCAAUAGGAGAUACGCAAGAAACUGCGUUCCUCUACAUUCCGAAUACGAGUGUAGGGGCAAUCAUAGGAAGCAAGGGUUCACACAUCAGAAACAUUAUCAGAUUCUCUGGCGCCAGUGUGAAAAUCGCGCCAAUCGAGCAGGACAAGCCUGUAGAACAACAAAAUGACAGAAAAGUAACUAUCGUCGGAUCACCAGAAUCACAGUGGAAAGCUCAAUACUUAAUUUUCGAGAAAAUGCGCGAGGAAGGAUUCGUGGGCGGAACCGAGGACGUCCGAUUGACAAUCGAGAUUCUCGUACCAAGUACUCAAGUUGGCCGAAUCAUUGGCAAAGGUGGACAAAACGUUAGAGAAUUGCAACGUGUAACCGGAAGUAUCAUAAAGUUAUCGGAACAACAAUCCACAUCUCCUUCUGCCGAUGAAGAAGCAACCGUCCAAAUAAUUGGCCCUUUCUUCUCUGUUCAGUCGGCACAGAGAAGAAUUCGCGCUAUGGUUCUACAGUCAUCUGGUGCACCUGGAGCAGGUGUCGCAGGCUCACGCGCUGGUCGUGGUAGCAGCCAAGAAGGUGGUUCUCGUACUCGAAGAGAUGGCAGUGCCACGUCCCAACAAGGUGGCACAGCGUCGCAGCACUCAGCUCAACAACAAUCUAGUACUUCGCCUUCUAAUCAACAGCAAUCACAAAAUCAGUAACGUCACUGAAACUUACAUGACGCCGACCAACGCCUCAGAAAAUCCGUUUGAAUCGCCGGGGUGGCCUUCGUCGCUUUGACAUUCUCUCGUAAAAGGCUACGUGCGACCUCCUUCUCGCGGGCUAUGUAUCCUUCGAUGUGCAUGAUACGAACGGUACUUCGCGAAAGCUAUCGGUUCAAAAUGUCACGUACAGUACCCGCGCGCGCGCGCGCACACACACACACAUGCAAUAGGAUCGAAUAAUAUUUAAAAUCAUAAUAUAUAGGUUUGAUUCGGAACGGUAAGAUGUGACAUGAUCGAUGGCUGUUCUUGUCUUGUUUCCUCCCCCAGCUCCCUUUUAUACCGUAGUUGGUCUUGUACGCGAGUUCAUUUGUCGUAAGUACAUUUUGUCGCGCGUCACCGAGAACGCAAUAGAUAUAGAGCGUUUUAUUUUUUAGACAGAUUUUUGCAACAGAACGAAUGGUAAAUUACGUUAUUGUUGACCGAUUGCCAUCGAUCGUGACACUCGGCCUACGUCGUGUUCAACAACGAGCCUCGUGGCUCAGGAUACACAGCUCUGUGAAACGAAAGCGAUGCAGAGCACCGCGUUGAAUCAGACGGAAGUGUGCACGUUAGCCAACGAAUACGCAUCAUGCGAGACGAAGUGAGACGAAAAAUUUGCUUCCUGCCCAUUCGAAGCGGGGAUGAUAAGUUAUAAUCGAUUCGUCCGUCGAAGAGAUAUACAGAUUGUUCGCUCACUUCUUCUACGCGCGUUACAGCACGUUUCGUUGCGAGUUUGCUUAAUUCAGAAGUUGAAGCGACGAGUGGCACUCGAACGAAUCGAUUACGCAACGUUAACGAAACCACCUCGUCGAUGAAAUAGGAUACGAUGAUAAGAAAAAAAGCAUACACAACCUUAUUACCUCAUUCAUUACCGUUAAAGAUUUAAUAUGAUAAUGAAAAGUGAAACGAGAGAAAGGAUAAAAACCAACUAAUCUAAAAAAAGAAGUCUACAUAAUAUUAAAGUUAUAAUAAUAUACAGAGAAGUUAAGUAACGAUUACACAAUUACGUUAUACAUGUUACUACUACAACUACUAUUAUUACUAGUACUAUUACUACUGCUAUUAACUAUCUACUUACUUCUACUAAGUACACUAUACAGGAAAGCGGUUUUUUUUUUUUUUUUUUUUUUUUUUUUUAAAGAAAAGAAAAGAACUACUCUAGGUACAGUUUUUUUUAUAUCACAACACAGAGAGACAUUAAUUAACGAGACUUAAUUAUCGAAGAAAAUGUGAACGAAACGUGACUCGUUCUACGGUUAGACGUAAGCCGGAAAGUUUUCAUGGCAGAUUCCCUCAUCCCCGCCCCUCUCGCGCCUGUAAUACCAAAGAAGCGAUUACGAGUUUUUGCGUAUUAGUGAAGUGAAAAUGCGUGACAUGCGUAUGGCGCGUUGAACGCUCUACUCGCCUCAAGUUCCUUGCAAGAGUCAAGAAGAGCAGCGGGAGGGGCGAAAGACACAACGUAGACGGGUCGCGUCUGCUGGGAAUCGACGAGUGGUUAUUGGCGUCGAAAACAGCAAAUGGAAGGAGAUACCGACGAGAACAACAUCCUUCGUCGUCGAGUCGCUUUUUUGCAAAAGUGAUCGGAAUGAAGAAACUGAGUCAACUACGAAGCAAAGACGCUUGCAAGAAAAGAGUAUAAACGAGAGGAUGAAUACCGAGGAAUUGUUCGACGUUGUACAUGGAACGGACGUUGUUUCGUGCUACGAGAAGGAUGUUCCGCAAAGAGAGAGGAAGGGAGAAUGAAAAAGCGACCGUUGGUACGCACGAGAAAGCGAGAAUCGAUCGCUUUCGAGGAGAGGACAAAUGUAAGAAGUUUCAGAGACCGAAAGAAGAGCAAAAUGAUAAGACGGUUGCUACUAACUAUGAAACCUUUUCAGGGAUUUUUACUUUAUAAAUGAAUGUAAUAAUGUGUGAGUGUGCGUGUGUUGAAUACUACUAUUAAUUGAUAAGUAAUUAAUUACUGGUUAGGCUUAUAUGGCAAAGAAAUACAAGGAAGAUAGAUUAGGAUAAUCGAGAGAAAAGAACCGCAGAAAGGGGAAAAGUGGGAAAAGUGCUGGAGGUGGAAGAGUGAUAUUUGACGAGAAAAAGGCAUCGUGAUUAUGUAUUUGAUGUCGCUCUUCGCCUCGUGAUGCGAGCGUGGAUAUCGCCAGCGAGUCGUCGAAUAAACGAAGAUGGUACGUCUGCGAAUUUUUAGGAAAUUCCGGUCCUCAACGAUCUUUGUAAAUUCUGUAAUUAUUUCUUUUUUUUUCUCUAUUUUUCUCUUGUUUUAAUUAUAUAUAUAUAUAGAUAUAUAUAUAUUAUAUAGUCGUAUCACUAUUAGGAUAGCAAAUACUAUUACGAAUACGUUAAAAAAUUUAAUAAAAAGCGUUAGAAACUCGCAGCGAUAUCGCGUUUCCGGCACGGCGCGUACUAUCGAUCACGAUAAUUCUUACGAUUCUUUCUGCGGCAAUUGCUUGUAUAUCAUCAGCGAAAGAGAUAAUACAAAAUUCGAGAAGAGUUCAAAGAUCGAGUGUUUUUAACGUUGAAGAGACGAUAGGUGGACGCGAUGGAAAGAUAACGUUUUCCAUUAACGAAGAAUAUUCGUGACCGAUUGCGCGUAACUCCUAAAAGUCUUAAGUUUUGAUUUAUGAAAGCAGAAGCAAAAAAAAAAAAAAGAAGGCAUGAGUCUAACAAGUUGAAGGAUACGAUGGUUCGCACAUGCAUCGUACGGGCAGGAAACGUUUUCGCUCGAAACGGGAAGAUCGAUCGUGUAAGAGAUUUUAUGGGAAAAAACGGAGAGUGGGAGGGAGAGUUGAAGAGGUAGAUGAAAGAUGAAAAACACGGUGAAAAGAAAGCUAAACGUUUCAGGACUAUUUAAAACGGUGAAGUGAAUUUGCACUAAUUUAUCGAAAGAGACUCGAGGAACUGUUCGACGGGCUAGAUCCGUUUCAGUGAUUUAUAAACGUGACAGAGGAUAAAAAAAGAAAAAAAAAAAGAAAAAAGAAAAAAAAAGGAGAGAAGAUAAAUUAACGGACUGACAGACGCAUCAUCGCGUGCCACGAGAAGAGUAUUCGCAAGUUCGUUGAAUCUCUCCGCCAUCCAAGUUUCAUUUUGAUUCUAUUAUAGGAACCCUGUCAUCGUUUCGUACGUUUUAAUUUCUCCUAUCGAUAACAGAAAGUUUCGCUACCGGCAGAGAUUGUAAAUCACCUAGCGUUAGCCAGAUUUCCUUGAAAUUUCGUGGCGCGUGAUCGAUGCUCAAUUAGUACGUUGAACCUGGUGGCCGGCAUUCGCGCAUAGCGACGAAGACGGUAAUCCCUUCCGGUUCACGGAAUUGAUCGGAAGACAGGGUCGUCGACCGUCGGUUCACCUCAUGGCAUUUGGUAUGCGUUUAGUACAAAAAUACACGAGUUUAAGGUAGGUAGGAGGGAAUCCAGUUUUACGAAAGAGAAAACGUGUACGUUGAAUGGAAGGGAAUUGUUAUAUCGCGUGUUAGGAUUUUUGUUUAUCGGGUGAGAAGGCAAACGGAUUACAGAGAAACGAACUUCUGUUGAGUGUGCGUAGCAAUACUACUACUAUCGGCGGAUAAUGGAAAAUUGAACGAUGGAGAGAAGGUAUGCAGAGGAAAAAAUAAAGAGACGAACGCGAGCGGUGGAAGCUCGGUGCGCCAAUGCUCUCCGCUCUCUUGGCUUUUUCUUUUUCGCUGCAUCUCGAAGAGGAGGAGGAGUAGCGCCGGAAGGAUUAAAAGCAUAAGGAAAGAAAAUGAGAAAGAAGACACGACGAUGCAGAGAGAUAGAGAGAGAGAGAGAGAGAGAGGGAGGGAGAGAGAGGGAGAGGAAGAGAGAGAGAGAGAGAGAGAAAAGGAGGGCGGUAUAACGAAAGAAGCGAACUCGAGCGAGGACAGAAGGAAAAAAGAGUUAACGACGCCGGAUUUGAGUGGAAAAGGAAAAAGAGACAAAGCGGAUAGAAAGGGAAGAACUACGUGAUGAGAGAAGCGAGAUAGCAACGUGAAAAAAAGCGAAAUGAAUCUAAGAGUAAUAAGUUUAUUUUUGAUACCUUGUUGGGGAGAUCUAAGUGAAUCUUUCUUUUUCAAUUUUUUUGUUAGACGUUUUUAAUAACUUAAUGAAUUUUAACGAUAUUAAUAAAAAUAAAAAAGCGAAGUGCGACGAAGAAAGUCUGAAAUGUUUUUUAAAUAGAGUUAUAAGGAGAUUAUAAGGUGGAAGGUGGUGUAGAAGAAGCGAAGCGGAGUGUUUUUCGUAAAAGAAUAUGUAACUUAAAGAUUUAAAAGAAAGAGAAAAAAAAAAGAAGAAGAAGAAAGAGAGAUGGGCGUAAAAGAGAUGGAAGAGAUAAGAUAAAGCAAGGUUUAAAAGGGCACGGCGCGCAGCUUUUUGCGCUGUGCGCGUCUGUAGCUCAUCAGGGGAGGGGGGGAUAAAGGAAACUUUAGUCGGGUAAAUUGUAUAAUAUAUUUAAUAUAUUUGGAGAGAACGGCGGCGCAAGGUCCGCUCGGCAAGCGAACGUCGUUUCAACGGCGAGCGACAAAGGCGAUCGGGCUCGCAGUUUUAUGUGACGCGAUUUUCGUCGUUGUCGCUUCCUGGAAAUGCUUCCUCGCCCGCAGGCCUUCGCUUCCGUACUUAUUUAUGAAACGUAAAUAUUUAAAGAGACGAGAGUGAUUAACGUUUUGUAAAGUAAGAAUAAAAGAGGAUUAAAACGAAGAAGAAUAAAAAAAAAAAGAAGAAAAAAAAGAAUAGAAAGAACGGAAAGAAAAACGAGGAAAGUGCCAAGAGACUAAAAUGAAUAUGCACACAGCAGUAAGAGAAUAACGGAACAGACAUCGUUUUAUAGAAUAACCACGAAACCAUAGAACGAUAAACGAUAAACGUAAAUCCGCCAGAUAGAAAUCCAUAGAACAAAGGGAAGAUGCAACACGCGACAAAACGAAGAUACGCAACGGUUUCGUAAUCAUCGGCAACAACGUCAAAUUAAACGGAAAGAUUCGCUUUACCGACCAAAAAAAAUCAUUUACGCCAAUUCGAAAUCACUUGACACUCCUUUUUCCUGAAACGACGAUACACAUCGAGGGAACACGUUCGGAAUUCAUUGAUUUUUUCGGCCAAAACAACGAAUCCAAAUUUUUCACGUAUUUUUCCACGGUCGAUCGCACGCGAAAAGCGUGCCAGAAAAAAAAAAACGACAGAAACGCAAAAUGUAUAGAGAAGCACGACGCUAGUAAGAGUUACUAUCGCUCUUUUCACAGAAUUUCGUUGUUGCGCGGCGCGAGAGAAGACACUUGGCGGCAACAACAAAAUCCAUCGCCCCCAACCCCUUUUCGGAAUAUCUCUUUGUAAAAAAAAUAAAAAAAAAAAAUAAAAAAAGUAAAAAAAAAGAAAGAGAAAAA
Molecule: messenger RNA, 8248 nt
Organism: Bombus huntii
Lineage: Eukaryota; Metazoa; Arthropoda; Insecta; Hymenoptera; Apidae
Gene: Imp
Product: insulin-like growth factor 2 mRNA-binding protein 1
Exons: 7
Coding region: 1423-2835 (470 amino acids)
Biological process (GO): nervous system development; regulation of gene expression
Cellular component (GO): nucleus; cytoplasm; cytosol
Molecular function (GO): mRNA 3'-UTR binding
Source: RefSeq, a predicted model, not a curated record